Messenger RNA from Vicia villosa (hairy vetch), 2452 nucleotides. Its product is annotated as protein NARROW LEAF 1-like. The record is from RefSeq and is a predicted model, not a curated record. Bases 281 to 2086 code for a protein of 601 amino acids. The transcript is spliced from 6 exons. NCBI's taxonomy places the organism in Eukaryota, Viridiplantae, Streptophyta, Magnoliopsida, Fabales, Fabaceae.
AUAUAGAUAUAUUAAUAAUUAAUGAAUGAAUGCUUCUUCACAAUCCACAAAUAUUGUCAUGAUCAUCAUCACUAUCACUGAUUCACUGCUUUCUCAACAACACUAAAGAGGGGAAUGCCCCAUAUCCAACUCUGAUUCCCUUUUCUCUUCAAAUCUUAUUCUGAUAAAUGAUUGGAAGGGAAUUUACAUAGGGCAUGAAAACCUUCAACCUCCUCUUCUUCCACACCAUUUUUCUACCUCCAACAACAUUGCCUUCCGUGUGAUGUAGGAGAGCUGACAGAUGAAUCGGAAUCGUUUGGACUUGAGAGUUGUUCACCAUUCUGGAUCAACUCAAUCGGAGGAGUCAUCCCUGGACUUGGAAAGAAACUACUAUGGUCAUCGUAAUCCUUCGUCCAGCCCUGUACAGUUGCAAACUUUUGCAGUUGGUGUUCAGCAUUCUGAGAGCAAUGCGGCCUACUUUUCUUGGCCCACCUUGAGUCGCUGGAAUGACGCAGCAGAAGACAGGGCCAACUAUUUUGGAAACCUUCAAAAGGGAGUGCUACCUGAAACCUUGGGUCGUUUGCCGACAGGACAACAGGCUACUACCUUGCUUGAACUUAUGACUAUUAGGGCAUUUCAUAGUAAGAUAUUACGGCGAUUCAGUCUUGGCACUGCAAUUGGAUUUCGGAUCAGAGGAGGUGUUUUGACUGAUAUUCCAGCGAUUCUUGUCUUUGUUGCACAUAAAGUUCAUAGGCAAUGGCUCAACCAUGUUCAGUGCCUACCUGCUGCCCUUGAGGGCCCAGGAGGUGUUUGGUGCGACGUGGAUGUCGUGGAGUUCUCCUAUUAUGGUGCACCUGCACAAACUCCUAAAGAACAAUUAUAUACGGAGCUUGCUGAUGGGUUAAGGGGAAGCGAUUCAUGUGUUGGCUCCGGUUCUCAGGUUGCAAGUCAAGAAACAUAUGGAACCUUGGGUGCUAUAGUUAGAAGCCGAACAGGAAGUCGAGAAGUUGGUUUUCUUACAAAUCGACAUGUCGCUGUUGAUUUGGACUAUCCAAACCAGAAGAUGUUUCAUCCAUUGCCACCCAGUCUUGGACCCGGUGUAUAUCUUGGUGCAGUUGAGAGAGCAACAUCGUUUAUUACCGAUGAUCUUUGGUACGGCAUUUUUGCUGGAACAAACCCAGAAACAUUUGUGCGAGCUGAUGGUGCAUUCAUCCCAUUCGCAGAAGAUUUUAAUAUGAACAACGUGAUUACAUCUAUAAGAGGUGUGGGUGAUAUUGGUGAAGUCCACGUCAUAGAUUUGCAGUCUCCAAUCAACAGUCUUAUUGGUAGGCAAGUGAUUAAAGUUGGAAGAAGUUCUGGUUUGACUACAGGAACUAUAAUGGCCUACGCCCUCGAGUAUAAUGAUGAGAAAGGUAUUUGUUUUCUCACUGAUUUUCUUGUCGUCGGUGAGAAUCAGCAGACAUUUGAUCUUGAAGGCGACAGUGGAAGCCUCAUUCUAUUAACUGGUCAGAAUAGGGAGAAGCCACGCCCCGUUGGCAUUAUUUGGGGAGGGACAGCUAACCGGGGUCGUUUGAAACUAAGAGUUGGUCAACCCCCUGAGAAUUGGACAAGUGGUGUUGACCUUGGCAGGCUUCUUGAUCUCCUUGAACUAGAUCUCGUAACAACAAAUGAAGCACUCCAAGCUGCGGCGCACGAGCACAAGAACGGUUCUACUGUCGGAAUUGGUAGUUCUAAUGGAGAAUCAUCUCCCACCGUGCCAAUAAAAGAAAAGAUUGAAGAGAGCUUUGAGCCAUUUUGUUUGAAUAUGCAACAAGUUCCGGUAGAAGAAGAACCAUCUAAGAUAGUCAAACCAUCAUUAAGGCCCUGUGAAUUUCAUAUAAAAAACGAGAUUGAAACAGUUCCAAAUGUAGAACACCAAUUCAUACCGACAAGUUAUGCAGGAAAAUCUCCAGUUCAUCAAAGCUACCUAAAAGAAGACUCGGAAUUCAAGAGUCUCUCUGAACUUAAGAAUGAACCUGAAGAAGACAAUUUUGUUUCCUUGCAUUUAGGAGAACCUGAAGCGAAGAGAAGAAAACAUUCAAGUUCUCCCUUAUCAUCAAAGAAUUAAAGCAGUUGGGGUUAAAGCCGAAGUAAAAUGCAGCUUAUACACUCAACGAAGCGACUCAUUUGCGUUGCAGUUCUCGCCGUAUUAGAAAAGCAAAGGCCUUCAAUAUGCGGUGCAUCAACAGCAAAACUAAUAAACAAGGUUCACUCUUGCAUUAAAUUCUUUUUCUUUUUAUUUUCAUGUUUUGAUAAGGUGAUGAUAUUAGUCACUUGUGGGCUACGUAAUAUUUUAAGAGGCCAUUUAGCUUCUGUGUUACAUGAAUCUUUAAUUUAUAUACCACUUGUAGACUUUGUAUCAUAAGCACUCUUGAGAGGGCAACAGCUAUUGUAAUUUAUAGGAAUGUAAUAUAUAUGUUUGUUGAGCUUCAAA